Oryzias latipes (Japanese medaka) is the source of this 1911-nucleotide messenger RNA. RefSeq names its product histone-arginine methyltransferase CARM1. Gene Ontology annotation, molecular function: histone H3R2 methyltransferase activity. The record is from RefSeq and is a predicted model, not a curated record. Gene Ontology annotation, biological process: peptidyl-arginine methylation, to asymmetrical-dimethyl arginine; chromatin remodeling. Lineage: Eukaryota; Metazoa; Chordata; Actinopteri; Beloniformes; Adrianichthyidae.
AAGGGUUGGUUUUCCUUCCACCUCCCCUUCAUGGCUCCUCCCCCUUCUCUCCUCAUCGGCUGCUUGGGAGAAGAUCCCCUCACCCUGAAGAAUGGAAGAGUCCAUGAAGGAGCUGCACACCUUCUCUGUGAAGGUCUUCACUCUGCAGGAAGAGGUGGAGGACGAGGAGGCGACUGGAAUAACACCUGGACAGGUGGACACUGUUAUGUUCAAGGAGAACGAGGCUCAGACGGAGAUCCGUGGUGGGCAGCAUGUGAGCAUGUGCAGCCAGGCGAAUGGACAAGAGCUCACCCUGAUCCUCACCUCGGGCGCCAGGCCACAGCACCUCGCCGUUCAGGACGCCAACAGAGCUACGGUUUUCCAGCUGACGCUUUGUGAGAAGGUGGAUCAGUGCCGCGUUGGAGGACGGUCUUUUCUGGUUUGUGUCGGCAAACUCAACCUGCUGCUUCAGUUCACAUCGUCCACCGAUCUAAAAAGCUUCCAGGAGAAGCUGAAAAGACGUGAUGAUGGAGAAAGUAGAGAAGGACGCACAGAAGAACCAAAGCAAGGAAGACAGAGCUCUGAUAGGAACCAGAACGCUAUGGAGAUACAUCCGCUUUUAAAUGAACCGAAGGCUGGAGAUCUGAAUAGUGCUUGGGUCCACAACUACUUGUGUCAGCAGCAGAACCUUCUACGGGACUACCUCAGGACCGCCACUUAUCAGAAAGCCUUCUUGGCCAAUGAGGACGACUUUAAGGACAAGGUAGUUCUGGAUGUGUGCUCUGGUUCUGGCAUCCUGUCCUUCUUUGCCAUCCAGGCUGGAGCCUCCAGAGUGUACGCAGUUGAGUCCAGCCCUGUGGCCGAGUACAUCCAAAUCCUGGUCCGAGCCAACAGACUCUCGGAGCAGAUUGUGAUCCUGGAGGGCCAAGUGGAGCAGCUCAGCCUCCCCGUCAUGGUGGACAUCAUCGUGUCUGAGCCAAUGGGCUGUCUGCUCCUCAGCGGAAGGCUCAUGGAGCGGUUCCUGCAUGCCAGACGCUGGCUCAAACCCAACGGCCUGAUGUUUCCCUCCUGCGCUGAUCUUCAUCUGGCUCCCUUCAGCGAUGAGCAGCUCUACUUGGAACAGAACGCUCGAGUCAACUUCUGGCAGCAGAGGAGCUUCUAUGGUGUGGACCUCAGCGCCCUUCACAAUGCUGCAGCCGACGAGUUCUUCCGGUAUCCCGUAGUGGACACUUUCGAUGGACACAUCCUGGUGGCCCGGUCUGUGAAGCACCGCAUCAACUUCCUGGAGUUGAAGGAAGAGGACUUGCACAGGAUAGAGAUCCCUUUUGUGUUCACAUUGCUUCAGUCCGGUCUGGUCCACGGUCUGGCCUUUUGGUUUGAUCUGGCCUUUGUGGGAUCUAGGUCCACAGUGUGGCUCUCCACAGCUCCCAGUGAACCCCUGACCCGCUGGUCCCAGGUCAGGUGUUUGCUUCAAACCCCGCUCUUCACAAAACUCGGACAAACCCUUUCAGGGACGGCUCUGCUGACAUCCAACAGCAGCAAGGAGAGCUAUGACAUCCAAAUCACAGCCACUGUGGACCAAUCAGGCUUCAGAUCCGGAAACACACUGGAUCUGAAGAACUCUUUUUUUCAGGUCGCCACUACUUCAUCUUUGAUUUGAUGCUUUUUUGACGCCGUUGUAACCAAAACAUGAACGUUUCAAAGAUUUUUGCAACCCAUAAGGGAGGUGGUGGAGCAGAGAGAUGCAUGAAGAGUUGAAAUAAAUGGGAAUUUCAGCCAUUUAGGAGAAUCGGCUGUGAUCACCAACCGACCAAUCAGCCGAUGUGCUCGCUUGUUUGUUGUCAUGUUUGCCUGUUGUUUGUACAAAACAAAAAAAGUUCAUUUUGCCCUAAAAUUGUAAAAUGAUUAAAAAAAUUCUUUUGUUUUGUUUCU